AUGUCCAAGCGUCUAAUUUCGUCCGCUCUUUGUCUCCUCCCCCUAUUUGCGCGCAUUGUACGCGCCGAACCCGCGAUGGACCUAUCUGUCAAUGCUGCGUCGUUCAACCCCUCAUUUCCCUAUGGUAGCGAGAAGGUUCGCGGUGUCAAUCUUGGUGGUUGGCUCGUUCUCGAGCCAUGGAUCACCCCUAGCUUAUUCGACGAUACCGGCAAUGAUGCUAUUGUCGACGAAUGGACGUUCUGCCAGUACCAGUCCAACUCUGUAGCCAAGUCCAAGCUGCAGUCACACUGGGAUAGCUGGAUCACCGAGCAAGACUUCUCCGACAUCGCCGCGGCUGGUCUCAAUCACGUCCGUCUUCCCAUCGGUUAUUGGGCUUGGGACGUGCAAGGCGACGAGCCGUACGUCCAAGGCCAGCUUCCCUAUCUCCGCAAGGCCAUCGGGUGGGCGAAGAAUCACAACCUCAAGGUCAUCAUCGACCUACACGGUGCACCGGGAUCUCAGAACGGUUACGACAACUCGGGCCACCGUCUCACGGACACCACCGGCCCAACUUGGCAAACAUCGCAGAAUAAUGUUGAUCGCACGAAUGCUGUUCUCAAGAAGAUUGCCGCCGAAUUUGGCAGCCAGUCCGAAACGGCACCCAUCAUCGCGCCGUUGAAUGAGCCAGCCGGAUACUACAGCACGCAGCUUCUUGACACGACCAAGCAAUACUGGAAGGACUCGUACGGUAACAUUCGUGAACAAUCAAGCAACACCGUAGAGCUCAUCCACGAUGCCUUCAUGAACGUCUCGUACUGGGCGGACUUCAUGCCAAAGCCCGCAUUCCAGGGCGUUGCGAUCGACACGCAUAUUUAUCAGGUGUUCUCGGACGCUGAGAACGCACGCUCGCAGCAGCAGCACAUCGACAACGCUUGCCAGAACGGCCCGAAGCUCGCGGAUUUCAACAACAAUCAGCUUUGGACGAUUGUUGGCGAGUGGACGCCGGCUAUGACGGACUGCGCUAAGUAUCUGAACGGCCGCGGCGUCGGUGCGCGCUAUGAUGGUAGCUUUGAGGGUUCGGCCGGCGUCGGCAGUUGCAAGGACAGGACCGGCAGCAUCUCGGACUUGUCCAGCUCAUACAAGACCUUCCUGCGCAAGAUGUUCGAGGCUCAGACGAGCGCCUUCGAGCAGGGAAGCGGAUGGGUGAUGUGGACCUGGAAAGCAGAGGAUGCUGCGGACUGGACUUACCAGGACGGUCUCGAUGGUGGUUGGAUUCCGCAAGACCCCACCGACCGCAAGUACCCGAACAUCUGUGGCUAG
Molecule: messenger RNA, 1299 nt
Organism: Peniophora sp. CBMAI 1063
Lineage: Eukaryota; Fungi; Basidiomycota; Agaricomycetes; Russulales; Peniophoraceae
Source: the annotation of a GenBank genome assembly